Oppiella nova is the source of this 842-nucleotide messenger RNA. Lineage: Eukaryota; Metazoa; Arthropoda; Arachnida; Sarcoptiformes; Oppiidae. The record is from the annotation of a GenBank genome assembly.
AUAUAUAUAAGUGAUAUUAUAGUAUUAUAGAUAACAUUUUAUAACAGGCAUUAAGAUUAUACACUACCAGUAAUCUAAUUAAAAUGUCCCUUUCAUACGAUUUCAAAGGUAAGGUAGCCCUGGUUACCGGUGCCAACACGGGUCUGGCUGUGUCUACGGCCAUACAAUUCGCCAAAUCGGGCGCCAGUGUUGUGGUGAGCGGACAGUACGCCGACAGUCGACUAACUACUGUAGCCAAUGAAUGCCGCAAUACUGGCGCUAAUGUACUGGAAAUGGCGGCCGACCCCACCCGUGAGGAAGACCUGCAAAAACUGGUCGACAAAACUAUGAGCACAUUCGGUCGGAUCGACAUUUUGGUCAACUGUUCCGUCCAUCACGAGAACGCCUUAAUCAUUGACCCAUUAUUUAUGGUUAAGUAUAGGAAGACUAUGCAAACAAACCUCGAGGCCAUGGUAUUUAUGACCAGCAUUUGUGUGGAGCACCUGGAGAAGACCCGGGGCACCAUCAUCAACAUAUCCAGCAUUAGAAGCGCUCGAGCUAGUCCGAAAGAGUCGGCGUAUUGUAUGGCAAAGUCGGCGAUUGAUAUGUUCACCAAAUGUAUGGCCACUGAGUUGGGACCCAAAGGCAUACGAGUUAAUAGUGUUAAUCCAUACACUUGGGAUCCAAACAACAUCCCUUUGGACCCGUUUGUCGAUAUGGCGCCCAAAAUGCCGGCGCAAAGAGUGGGCUUAUCGGACGACUUGGCAUUCGCUGUGCUAUUUCUAGCGGCAAAGGAGGCAUCGUUUAUAACCGGCACUAAUAUGUUGGUCGAUGGGGGCCAUACAGCCGCUGGCCUACCAUAA